CGCGCCCAGUCCGCUCCAGAGGCAACGCCAGGGACCCCGCUCCCCCAGCGCAGGCGGCGGGUGCCCCCUGCAGCCCCCCGGACAUUUGUCAGAUGAAAUAAUGUGGGAAUGAUACAAUCUUCAAGGAGUUUAAUAUGGCAUGCAAGAAAUCAUCUCCAUCAGCUGAGGAGCAAUCUUCCACGGAAAUAGAUGAUCUUCAGAUUUCACUGCACGUGGAGCAGGAAUGUAUCCAGAAGAAAACCUUCACUAGUUGGAUAAAUUCACAGUUGGCAAAGCAUACUCCUCCUUCCGUUAUCUCAGAUCUAUAUACAGAUGUCAAAGAAGGUCGUGUGCUCUUGGACCUGCUGGAAGUACUUUCAGGUCAACAACUGCCACGGGAGAAAGGAUGUAACAUGUUCCAGUGCAGAAGCAAUAUAGAAAAUGCCUUGAAAUUUUUAAAGAACAAAUCAAUCAAGGUCAUAAAUAUUCAUGUUGCUGACAUUAUUGAAGGAAAACCUUCCAUUGUGCUUGGCCUAAUUUGGACAAUUAUAUUACAUUUUCAUAUUGAAGAACUUGCAUGGACCCUUGGUAGUAGUUAUAAUCAGCCAUCUCUUGAUUGUUCGAGCGUUGUCGACUCAUCUUCAGCUGCAAGCCCACAGGCAAGAAAAAGAGGUAAAGUUAAGAAACGGUGGAAGAUAUCUGCUAAAAAGGCCCUCCUGUUGUGGGUGAAGGAGCAAUGUUCAAUGCAUGGAUCUAUCAAAGUGGCAGAUUUCCAAUCAAGCUGGAGGAAUGGACUGGCUUUUUUAGCUAUCAUCCAUGCUUUAAGACCAGAUUUAGUUGACAUGGACAGAGCAAAGGGUAGAACCAACAAAGAAAAUCUGAAGGAGGCUUUUAAAAUUGCAGAACAUGAAUUAAAUAUUCCAAGACUUCUUGAACCUGAAGAUGUCGAUGUUAUCAGUCCAGAUGAAAAAUCUAUCAUGACUUAUGUAGCUCAGUUUCUGCAAUAUUCCAGAAGUUUACCUGUAGCUGAAGAAGACAUGCAGGGGAAAGUAAAAGAGGCCUUGAGCUGGCUGACUGCACAAGAGAAGAAGUUAACAAAGUUGUUGGUUGAUACAGAAAGUGAAACUUGCUAUAGAAAAUUUCAAGAAAUGCUGUCAUUUAUGGAAUUGUUUAAUGAAGAGAAAAGACCCUUUCUGCCAGUGUUGUCUUCAAAAAGAAGUGUGCCUGAGCUAAAUGAAGAUCAGAAACGGAUGAGAGCAACAUGGGAUAACCUAACCUCCCAGAUUAAUGAAUGGAAAACAAAGCUGGACCGUGCACUACCCCCACCUCUAGACAGCAUCGAGGUCUGGCUCCAAGAGGUAGAACAUCUGCUGGCAGAUGGUUUACCUGAUUCGCAGGACCACUGUAAAGCAAUGGCCCUCUUCAAAGGAAAAAUUAUAUUAUUUAAGGGCUUGAUGGAUUAUUUUGACUGUCACUUGGUCACCCUUCAAUCCUUUGAGAAUAAAGAUGAGAAGAAUAUGCCACUGGUUCCAACUGACAAGCUAGAUGACAUGAAAAGAAGAUUUAGCAAUAUCCAGUCUACAAACUUCAGCAUACUUCUAGAAUACCACUUCUGCCUGUGCUCCGCUAUCUCGGAUGAAGUGACAUUAAAGUUAAAUAUCAGGGAUAUCAAAUAUGGGACUAAGGAAUCUGUGGAGUUAUUGCUGAGAGAUUGGCAUGAUUUUAUUGAAGAAAGAGGAGUCAUAGCUCAACUAGAAACUGCUUUUCAAAUAUGUGAAGACAUGAAAAACAAAAACAUAAGCACGAAUGUCUUAGCUGGUGAUCCUUCAGACACUGGUAAACUAUUUAAGAUGGUAGACUCUAAGAUUUCUACAUGCAGAGAAUAUAUUUACAAUGUAAACACUAUCCUACAAAAAGUUCUGUGUUCUUGGGCUACUUAUAUGGAGAACAUUCAUUUACUGAAGACAUGGUUGGACGAAACACGAAAAGGACAUCCUAAAAAGGUCCCCACUGAGAUUCUGGCAGACUGGAACUCGGUGCAUGGUACAUUAAAUGAAGCUGGAAACUUCUUAAUUGAAGUCAGCAAUGAGCAAGUGGGAUCAGAUAUUUCUAAAGAACUGAAAAAACUGAACACAAGAUGGGCUAAAUUUAUAAAGAGAACACAGUUUGAGAUGAGAUUACUGAGAAUGCAAGAAGAGCAAAAGAAGUCAGUUGUUGACAGUAAUGGAAAUUCGCAGCCUCCUGCAGAGGCAGUGCCAACUGCAUGCAGUGCUACAGCAGAUAUAUCAACAGAGGCUAGCAAGAAACAUAUUCAGAAUGCAAAGCUUAGAGAAAAGAAUGCAGGUGUAACUGAACAGGCCACUGAGCUUCUGCCCAGAGUGGAGAAAAUUGAAGAGCUGCUCAAAGGAGUAGAAAACUGGGCCACGGGAACAGAAUGCCUUCUUGAGACCAUCAAACGUGAAGGAUGCGUGGGAAGCUCAACGGAACAAUCUUUACAGAUCCUAAUUGCCAGAAGAACCUUGUGCCAAGAACAAGUUGCUGCAGCAGAAGAAAUCUUGCAAGUUUUGACACGUAAUAUUUCAAGCCAGGUGUCCCUCCCGGAUUUUGAGACAGCUGGGAUACAGACACGAAUUAAAGAAGUCAGAGAGAGACUCCAGGCUACCAUGAAUAACCUAGACCUUGUCUCACCCAAAUCUGAAGAGACUCUGUCAAAAAAGGAGGUCAUGAUCAAUUUUGAAAAAUCCCAGAAGGAGCUUGAAACAUCUAUUUUAAAAGCUAUGCAACUCAUUGGCCGAAAAGUGAGCCCAGAUGCGCACAUUUCAAAAAAUGAGGAAGCUUUUAGCAUUUUGGACACAGGAAUUCUUGAAAAGUUUUUGAAAACAGCUGAACAAUUGAAAAAUAUUUCACCAGCUCAUGAAAAGUUGGCAGUGGAGGAAAGAUGCAAAGAUGUUCGUGAAAGAUGGGAGGUAGUUCAUCGUGAAAUCAUAUCAUGUAUUCAGUUCAUAAUGGAAAUUGAAAUAGGGAAAUUUAAUGCAACUUUUUCAAAACUCAGUAAGCAAAUAAAUAAAGAGAAGAAACUCCUUAGCAUCGGUAAAACCAAGGGACUUAUAAAAGAACACGAGGCUUUUUUUUCUCCUGAAGGCAACCUCGGGGAACUAAACAACUGCCUACAAGUUCUUAAAGCAAUGUGUGAAAGACUGGCUGCAGAAGAAACUCACCUGGAAACAAAGACACUAAUUGCAGAGUGUGAACAAAAGCAAGAAGAACUUCAAAAAUGUGCAGCAGAUGCUUAUGUAACUCUGCUGUCCCAUGUUGGAAGUGGUCAGGCAUCUAAACAAGGGGGCUCUAUACUUGCUCCUGAGAAUGGAGAAAAGGAAGCAUCUUCCCAAUCAGUUGAUAUACUUUCAACUCAGGAGGCAUCAGGACCAGUUUCAGAUGUAAUUUUGAAAUCAGACAUGAAACAACAGAACGGUGAAAGCUGUACAAAGAAGUUUGAGAAAGACACUGAUUUGCCCUUAGAGGCUUUAUUAGAGAGCUUUGAUACACAGAGGAGUAAUGUCGAACUUCAUUUACAAAGAAUCAGAGAUGAAGUAGAGUCUCCUUUUACUGAUGAAAUAAAAGACACCUUAUGCCUUCAAAAUAAGCUACUAGAUCUACAGGUCAUAGAGAGUGAAGCUAAUUCUUGUUGGACACAGUUUGAAAUUAUUGCGUCUAAGUUAGAAAAUCUUAUGGAUGACACAGAGAAGCCUGUUAUCUCUGAAACACAAAACAGACUUAACAGAGAGUGGAGUGAACUUCAGAUUAUUCUAAAUGCCAGAAUGAAGCCUUUAAAGAUUGCUUUGGAAGUUGUUUCACCGAUAGAAAAUGAAUUCAUUCUUCUAUGUGACUCAGACAAGCAAUGCCACAAAAAGGACAUUCAGCAAUUUACUCUGACAAAUAUUGAUCUCAUUUAUGGAGAACUGAAGAAGGUCCAGAGCUGUAUAGUAAAUCAGAUUGAAUUAUGCAGACAACUGGAAAACCUAGACUGCUCAACAGGAGAUGAAUUUAACCUAAUAGAUUUGCAAGCAGCAUGCGAGAUUAUGCUUAAAUAUAAAAGGCAGUUUGAAGAAAUGAAUCAUAAAAUGCAGGUCAGCGAAACGGUCCUCAAGGAACUGGAAGCUUUUUUGGCCUCAUUGAGAAGAGUUAAGCUUUCUAUUGAGCAUGCAACAGACUCUUCAGUUUCUGACAAACCUGAGGUGCAAGGAAACACAUCAAAAGAAGCUGUGCAGGAAGAAGUUUCUCUCAUGAAAGAAAAGGCUAAAUGUUUGGAUGAGCACUUGCAGAUGGUUGAUAUCUACUUGGAAGAUGCUGAAUGUGGGGGAAAGACUUGCUGUGAAAAACUAAUUGCGGCUUUAUCUGAAAAGGCAAACAAGGCUUUUGUCCAUCUAAGUAAGCAGGAGCUCAUCCAAGAAAAUGAGUUACAGGAGAUUUUUUCCACAAGAAAUAAUGAACUCUUAAAAAAUAUUCAAGAUCUACAUGAUAAGAUUAAUAAAAUAGGCUUGAAGGACCCAACAAUUCCUGCUGUUCAACAAAGGAUAAAAUCAUUAACUGAAUUGGAACAGGAAUUGGGUUGCUAUGCUAUUGAAAUGAAAUCCAUACGAGAAAUUGCUAACAAGUUUCUACAGACUGAAGAGACAAAAGGAGAAGAAGCAGAUGAACAGUGCACAGUUACAGAAAGGUUGUGGGAGGAUACAAAACUGUCACUUGCUGAAUGCCAGGAGCAGUGUGUGAGGGUGUUGGAGCUCCUGAAGCAGUAUCAAAGCUGCAAAAAUAGUCUGACAAGCAUGAUCCAGAAACAAGAGAGUGUCCUCUCACAGCAGACUUCUUACAUGGGGAAAGACAAUCUGCAGAGGAUGAUAGCAAAGAUUGAAGCGGUUAAAGAAGAAUUUGACAAUCGCUCUGAAGAUGUAGACAAAAUAAAUCAGAUCUGCAAAAACCUCCACUUCCAGCUCAAUAAAAUGAGAAGCUUCGAGGAGCCCCCCUUUCAGAAUGAGGCUGACAUUAUUGUGGACAGAUGGCUGGAUAUCAAUGAAAAAACUGAAAACUAUUGUGAUAAUUUGGGAAGAGCUCUGGCUUUGUGGGACAAACUUCUUAAUUUAUUCAGCAAGACUGACACAUGGGCAAAUACACAACUUAGGAGUAUAGAAGAACAUCAGCUGACUGAAGAGGAGGUGACACAAUUGAAGACUUCUUUACAGGUUCAAGAGCAAAACUUAGAGGAAUUUGACCGAAAAGUGGCUGAGAUAGAACAUCUUCUUCAUAACAGUGAGCCUCCAUUGGAGUUCCAGGUCAUCAAGUCAUCUGUUGAGAACAAAAUGGAGCUAAUACGAAAGCACUUACCGAAUAAGAUGAGACCCAGUGAACUCAAUGGCAAUUCAGCAGAGCUAAAAGGGGACCUUGACCUAGCCAAGACGCAGAUUGGGAUGACAGAAUCACUUUUAAAAGCUUUAUUUCCCUCUGACACUUUAGAGAUCUUUACGAAAUUAGAGGAGCUACAUCAGAAAAUUCUCCAACAAAAACACCAUGUGAAAUUACUGCAAAAAAAGACAGGUUGUCUGACUCCAGAAGUGGCUGAAUUAAAGAAGCAGCUUCAGUGUAUCACUGAUUUAUUUAAUACAAAGAAACACAUUUUCCAGGAUCAUUUUAUCAGUCUUUUGAACUAUCAGUGUAAGGAUUUUAAUGAUUGGUUCGGCAGCGCUCAGCUAUCUUUAAAGGAUUGUUUUGACCCAUCAGAAACAAAACAGACAUUGGAAGAAAAAUUGCAGAAGCUCAUGAAUUUCCUAACUUUUGAAGGCAAAGAGAGUGACAUCCAAGAGGUAAAAUCUCUCUUGAGUAAGGUGAAGACUUAUUUGCCUGAAGUAAGUGUUAACCAGCUUAGUAGCUGGGUGAGAGAUCAAGAAGCAGAAUUACAAAGCGUAACCUCCAAAUGUCAAAAACAAGAAAAGAAACUUCGUGCUUCUCUGAAGCAACUCAUUAGACUUCAAGAAGACAGCAGUGGCUUGAAGGAAUGGCUCACCAUUCAGGAAGAAAAAUUGCCAGAGACCAAAAAUGAGAAGAUAAAAUUAGAAAACUUUUACCAAAUGCUAAUAAAGCAAAGAGAAUCAUUUCACUCCCUGUCUCAGCUGGCAAAUUCUUUGAGGGAGUCUGGGUUUACAAGAGAUGAAACAGUGUCCAAAUUCAGUCAUCUCAUUAGUCGGUAUCAGGAACUACAGACACACGUAAGUGAAGCGCUAGGAAUUACUCAGACACAGUCCAUGGAAGGGCAGAAUUUUGAAGCGCUUGUACAGAACAUGUCUUCUUGGAUAAAAAGACUUAAAGAAUCAGUUAUUGGCUUGAGUUCACGGGAAGGCAAGUUGCCACUGGAAGAAAGGAUACAUCAAAUAAAGGAAAUAGUUUUUCUCAAAGAUAAGGGAGAUGUUAAAAUGCAAAACAUCAUAGCUCUGGGCGAAACCUUAACAAGUACAGAAGGAGUGAAGGAUCCUGCCGUUCAGCAGACCAUUUCUGAUCUCCAGAAUCAAUGGGAGUGCACUAUUCAUUUAGUCACCGAAUAUCUAAGUCACCAAGAACAGAUUCAGCUUCAAAACAAACGAUACAUGCAGAGGAAAGAAGAUUUGAGAUUAGUGCUAACUGAACUGAAGAAGCAGCAGCAGGAAUUAGAUUUUGAUGUUCAGGCUGGUUUGCAGGAGAAACAAACUCAGUUAACAAAUUAUAUAAAACUCCUGCAGAAAGCAGAAGGUUUAAUGUUCCUAUUGAAUGAAUUAAAAAGCCAAGGAGAUUACCUACAGGAUUGCAUUGAGGAUUCCUGCUUCAUGGAAGAAUCACGGAUAGAACUAAAAUAUCUGCAUGAAAGUCUGCUCAGCCAGUUGCAGAGCUCUGCACAGGCACUGGAAGGUCAUGGUCAAGAACACCAAGUGUUCCAGGAUACAUUGGUAGCCUUGAAUAGCAUGCUGAAGAGACUAUCUGUGAAGCUUUGUCAUUGUACUGAUACUUCAGUGGAAAAGCCAGCAGCUGAGAAACACCAGUUGAAAUUGCAGGAACAAGCACCUCUUAGUCAAUGUGAAGACACAUUAAAGAAGAUUUUGGCUUUAGCAGAAUCUGUUGAACAAAACACCUCUUCACCGGGACAGAAGAUUACUAGGGAUGAAAUGGAAACACUUCAGUGUAAACACAGGAAUUUGAAGGACAAACUUAAAAAUGUCAAGCAAGAGGGUGAGAAUAUUCUCAGUGACGCCCUUGAGUCAAAACAUGCAUUUGCUGAGGAUAUAAAGACGCAGAAUAAGGCAGAUACAAUGAUAAAGAGAGAGAAGCAGGUCUUUUCUGAUAUUCCCACUGCUGUUGAAGAGAACAGCAGAACAGAAGAGCUGGAAGAAUGCUGGAAACUAAAUAAUGGUCAAGGUUUAAAUGGAAAUGUAGCAGAGAAAGAGCAACAAAAUAAUCUGUAUUCUGAAGAAAGCAGAUUAUUGGCAGAUAGUCCUCUAAAAGAUUCACAUCAAAGCAAGAACACGCAAGAGCAAACAGCUCAGAAGAAAUCUAGUGAUGUAAAGAAUCAAGCAUACAGAGAAAAUGUACAGCAGUUCCAACAAUGGCUGUGCAGUGAGGAGCGAAUGCUGAAUUCCUUUGCAGCUGAAAAAGAGAGACUAUCGUCCAAAGAAACAGUUUCCAAUCCUGAGGGUUCAAAUGUGGAAAUGGUUUUCCAGAAACAGCUUCUUCCUGAAGCCCAAGCAAAUGCUGAAUAUAUUGAGGAGGAACAAAAGGUCUCUGAGCUGAAAAAUCAAACUGCAGAAUUGGAUGUUGUGUUAGUAAAUGAGCAACUAAAAGAGAUAGAGAAUUUAUACGCUGAACUGGAAAAACAGAGAGCCACAGCUUUGUCUCUGAGGCAAGAAGUGUCCCCCAAUGCAACAGAAAUGAGUACAUCAAACCUGCACACCACAGAAUAUAUGGUUUCUUGCUGGGACAGAUUGCUUCAAGAAUUGGAAGCCAUUAAGAAGGUUAAGCAACACCAUUAUCAUCUAGUUAACGAUUAUCAGGAAAAUCUGUCUGCUGUUCAGUCUUCAAUGAAGAGUUUAUCAACAGAAAAAGAAAACAUAAAAACGGGCCCUAUGAGCAACACUGUUCUGGAAAAAAUAAAAAAAUGUAUGGAUUCAGUACAGAAGGAGAGAGACAUUUUAAACAAGCUGAAAACUGAACGAGAUAAUUUAUCUAGGUAUCUGACAUGCAUAGAUAAGGAAUUAACAGAAAGUCAAGUGAAACAACUUGAGCGAUGGUGGGAACACAUAGAGCAAUCAGUGCAAAAGAAACAUUAUCAAGUUGUCUCAGAAAUUGAUGAAUUUAACCUUCUCAUGAACAAAGCACAGGACAUUCAAAAGUUGAUAGAGCACCAGCAGCAUUUACAAGCUGGGUUGAGUUCCCCAGAUGGACAAAAAAACAAAUAUCCAGUACUUUGGACCUCAGAGCUACAAGCCAUUAAACACAGUGUUUCUUUGUUAAAAAGAAGCACUGAGCUGCAGAUGAAAAGGAUUUGGAGUGAGGAAGAAAAGAAAACUUUGGAAAAUUCAAUAAAUGAUUUGCAGAAUCAGUUGGAAGUAUUGGAGCACCAAACUCCUCAGGAGGAUGUACAGAUCCUUAGCUCUGAUCCCAAGAAGUAUGAAAUCAUGAGAAGGAUGAAAGAGAAUAUAUCAUGGGUCAAAGGUUCAUUGUUUUCUCUUGAUCAGAAGGCAGCACUUUCCCCAGAUGAUAUUAAAAUACAGAUCAGAAAUUGCAAGGCUGUGAACAGUGUAGCUGUAGACAAAGAGUCUGCUAUUGUGUCACUGGCUGAUGAGACCCAGUGUAUCAUUCCUGAUUUGAAUCCAGAGGAAGUUACUGAUCUGAGCGCCCUUUUACAAGAAUUACAGAAUUCAUACCAGGCGCUUGUUUUAAAAUCAGCUCAAAGAUUACAACAGCUAGAAUUCCAACUGGAAAAAAGGCAGAGGCUUAUUGCAGACAUAGAAAGAGUUCACAGCCAGCUUCACCGUGCUGAGACGCUGACCAUUCCCGACAUAAAUCAAACAAUCAAGUGCUCUGAGCUAGGCAAUCUACAUGUCAUUUUAAAGGAGCUUUCAGAGGAAAUACAGGAGAUGGAAGGUCUCAUCUCAUCACAUCUCCAAGAGAGUCAGCACUCACGUGGGGAACUAAACAUAUUUGAACAAUUAUUUUUAACUGACCAAUUAAGAUGCCUUAAGAAUAGAGCUAGGAAGAUACAGAGGUUAAUCCAGAAUAAAUGCCAUGCAGUGGAAAAAAAGAUAGCUAUCUACACAGAUCUCUCUGAAAGAAUAACUUUAUUGCAUCAGGAGCUUAGUGAUCUAUGGUGUGAUGUAUUGAAACUGGAGAGAGAGGAAAUAUUAAGUGUAAAAGAGGAAGGUAAGGUUAAACUCAAUGUGCUUAAAGAGAGAACCUUAGCUAUUCAAUCUAGUUUGUUACAAAUAGCGAAGUACAAGGAAAUAUUUGACUGUAUAAACCUAAAUUGGGACACUUCACACCAUGAUGAAUUGCAAACUCAAUUUCUUGAAAUUAAAAAUAAACUUGAAGAGAAGAUUAAAUGCUUUGACAACUUUGUUAUAAAAUAUGACAGGCAUCAAGCAUUGCUAAAUGAAAUCCAGGCCAUGACAUCCAGUAUAAAGAAUGAAGCUGAAAUACUAACAAAUAACCCUGGCUCUUCCACAGAAACCAAUUUUAUAUCAGCACAGAUUUUAUGCCAGAGAGUUCAACAAAUCAGGUACUUAAUCCAGGAGGCAGUAAAUCAAUUAAAUAUAAAUGAAGUCUUUGAUGGAUCACUCAAAGAGGCUAAGACGCAGCAAAUAAAGAGCCUGGAGGAAGAUAUUGAUGGGUUGCAUCAAUUUUUCCAAAACAUGAUAGUGGAUCUUCAGGCAGAGCAUAUAAAUAAACAAGAUUUCCAGAGCAAAUUGGAACACACAUUACAUACCAUAAAGCAGAUUAAAUCUGAGUUUCAGCAGCCACUUCUGGUAGACUUGGAAAUGAAAAAAAUUCAGUAUGAAAAGAUGCAUUGUGAAGCAAUGCAAGACAGGGUGCAAGCAGAAUUUUGUGCCCUGAAAGAUCUAAUGGGUAAAGAGAAAGAAAAGCAAGAAGAAAAAUCUUAUUUUAUUGAUGGUGUAGAAGCAAAAUUAGAUGAACUGGAAGAUCUUGAAAUACAGCUGAAGACAGAUAUUGCUUCCCGUGUAAAUGCCAUAGACGAAGCUCAUGAGAAUGUUAAGCUUUAUACCAAAGCUGUCCAAAGGGCUGUGGAUCUCCUCACUGAAUAUGAAAUCAGAAUUCUCUCAGCAAAAGUUGACCUUGGUAGUCUAGAAGAGUCCUGCCAAAUUCUACAUUGGAAACCAGAAGAAUUUGAGUCUGCAAAGGCAGACAUAGAGGAUCUGACCUCCAAACUGGAAAACAUAAUUAAACCAAGAGCCAAACCACAACUGAAAAAUACUUUAAGUGAACUAGUCACUAAGAAUUCAAUACUAAGGGAGAAGGCGCAAAGGAAGAGAACUGAUAUGCAGAGGUGCUUUGAAAAAUACAGAAGCUACACAAAAAUCAAAGAGAAGCUAUAUGCUAAUAUUAAUGAUCUAGAAAAGAUGCUUGGACAAUCUUUGUCCCAAAUUCCAACGUCUUAUAAGGAAGCUCUGGAGUACUUGGAACAAAGCAAGGUUUUGGUCUCUAACCUUCUUUCGGCUGAAGAGGAUCUAAUGACGUUGAGACGGGACUCAAGAGACCUGAGCAUGAUGUGCAAAGGAAGUGACUGCACGCUUGUCAGGAUUGUGUCAGCACUGUGGGGAAAGUGGCUUGGUUUGCUCGAGGCUGCAAAAGAAUGGGAGAUUAAUUGUGAGGAGCUAAAACAGGGAUGGAAAUUUGUCAACGAAGAAGUGGAACGGCAAGCAAUAAUUCUAGAUAAUCUUCAGGAAGAACUACCGGAAAGUCCUAAAGAGAAAGAGAAGGCCUCCACGGAUGCACUUUUAGAAUUGCUAGAAUAUGUGGACUGUUACGAGGAAAACAUGGACAGAGAGCAACUGUUAUUGCUUUUACUACUUCAUCGUAUAAGAAGCAUCCUGAAUGUGCCUGAAAGCACGGAGAGAAAAGCAGCCGUUCCCAUUCGAUACGAGAUACAUGUAAUGCAAGAUCGAUGUAAAAAGCUAUCUCAAAAGGUUCAAAAACACAAAAAAUCCGUGCAGUCUGAGAUUCACGAGAGAGACAAGAUUAAUGAAGAAAUAAAGGCUGUAAGGAGUUCAUUACAAAAGGUCUCAUUUUUGUUGUGUGAUGAAGAGUCACAAGAGUCUACUGAAAAGGCAACACGGUUGGAGGAGAUUCGGAGUAUAAUUAACAGAGAGAAUCAAACAAUUACGGAUAUUAUGGAGAAACUACGAAUCAAGUAUUCAGAAAUGUAUACAAUAGUUCCUGCAGAUAUUGAAACACAGUUGGAAGACUGCAAGAAAACAUUACAAGACCUAGAAGAGAAGGUUAGCACCAAAAUCUUGCAGAGCUCUCCUCAUUAUGUGAUGAAUAAAAAAGUAGAGAAUAUUAACAAUGGCCUGCAAGCUGUUGAAAAGAUGUUACAACACAAGAGUGAAAACAUUGCAAAAGCCAAGGAAAUUCAAAAGACAAUCUGGGAUGUGCUAGACCUUUGGCAUUACAAACUGAAUGAACUGGACUCAGAAGUGCAGGAUAUAGCAGAACAGGAUCCAUGUCACGCACAGGAAUGGAUGGACACUUUAAUGAUUCCUUUGCAGCAGUACCAGCAGGUCGCACAACACGCUGAGCGCAGAACCACACUCUUAAACAAGGCCACUAAUAAGAUGGAGGAAUAUGAGGAACUCUUGAAGAGCAUGCAGUUAUGGAUAGAAACCACCAAUCGUUUGUUAACCAUGGAGGCUGAAAAUGACUCUGCAAAAGCCCUGAGUAAACAUGCCAAUGCCCUUCAAAUGGCACUGGAAGAUUCGGAACAAAAGCAGAAUCUUCUACAUAACAUCUAUUCACAACUGGAUGAGUUAUCAAUAAUCUUUGAAACAGAAAAUAUAGUGCAACAGAUUAAUGAAGUAAAUGGUCAAGUAACAUCUUUACAGCAAAAGAUAGUGGAAAUUCUUCCACAGAUCCAGCACAUGGCUGAUGAGGUGGAUGCCAUUGAAUCUGAAGUGAAAGUGAUAGGGAAGGAUGUUGCCAAAAUUAAGACGAUCUUGUCAACAGAAGAUAUAUUAGAUUUUUCUCCUAAGGAGCAUCUUAGACAUGGACAGGUUAUACUUGGCCACAUCAGUCCCUUGCAGAAGACCCUUGCUGAGAUACAGGGCUACAAAGAAGGUCUUAGGUUACCAGGAAUGAGAAUGCAACCUCUCUCAGUCUUCAGAAGAACAGCUCAACUUGUGAAAGAACUGAAAAUGUUAGAAAAAAUGACCAAGGAACAAAAUGAGCUACUGGAGUCAAUCGUAAAAGAGACCGAUGAAUGUGAACAAGAAAUUGAAAAGUUGAAGCAGUUCUUAAAGAACCAGCUGGGUGAACUGUCAUAUGAAAAACCUUUGUUUCCUCAGACUGCUUCCUGUCCAGAGGGGGAAAUGGAAGACAUAAAAGAACAGAUCAUAAAACUGUGCCAGAAAAAAGAAGACAUCCUUAGGGGUAUGAAGAGUUCAAUGCUGGAACUUCACCAGCACUUACAGCAAGAACAAUCUGAAUCAGAGGAUGAACUUUCUGUGCCUCUGUCACCCGAGGAAACUGGCUUGGUUGGGAAAGAUGCCUCUGAACGGCAGCUGAAAAAGAAAGGAUCAAUGUCUCUCCUGCCAUCUUUAGUUGAAGAAACAGAAGACAGUUCGUUCCACAGUGAAGAAAAUGCAAUAGCACCGACAGCUGAAAGUUUUUCACGUCCAGGGAAGGGAAAUGAGAGAGACAAAGAAGAGAGCAGAGCUUCCUGGUCCUCAGGCACCCUAUCAGGUGGCAUUGCCCUGGAUGCUGAUGUGUUAAUAGAAUCAUGUGAUAAACAUGGCAAGGAAACAUCUUUUCAAGUUCCACAGAAAGCUGGAAGCGAUGAAGACUCUGCUACAGGCCUUAGUAAUUGGGCAGUGGGUGACACGCCUUCUUCUGACACAAACACUUGCCAGUGCUUUCAGAACAAACCAGGAGAAUCAAAGGAAACAGUGGAUAGCAAUAGGCCUGAGCCUGAAAAGAUCCUCCAUGUCUGCCAGAUACAGGUUGCUGAGCUGGAGCUGUGGCUAGACAAAACUAAAGUGUCCCUGGAGUCAGAAACUCAGAGCCCUGAAAUGCAGCAGAUGGUGGAACAGCAGCUUGCUGAUUGCCAGGUUAUGUUAUCAGAGAUUGAACAAAAGGUUGCUUCUUUAUUGGAAGAUUGCAGAGAUAGGCAGCAAGGAGAUAGUGCAGGCCCUCAGAAAGAAGCAGAGGCCCUUUCCUUGAAGCUCAAGGAUGUGAAGUGCAAUUUGGAAAAAGUCCAGGUGAUGCUUCAGGACAAAUACAGUGAAGAACAGCUCAACAACAGUGAAAGGAUCCCUUCAGAACUUCUUCAGCCUGGCAGCUCCAAAGUAUCCAACCUUGUUACCACUGAUGUGCCACCUUUCAGCAACCAUAAUGGUUUGCAGCAGCAUCAGAAUCUGCCGUUAAAACUGACUGAGCAAAAUAAUCUUGUCGACUUCAUCAAAUUUUAUGUAGAAAAAAUGCAGCCACACUUUGAUGACAGCACUACUCAGAAGUUAGAUUCAAGCAGUAACGUACCUAUUCCAAGGAGUGACUUUGCUGGUCCAUUUUUAAAGGACCAGACUGGUGAUAAGUGGCAAUAUUUACAACAAGAGCUGUUUUCUACGAUGAAGUCUCCUCUGUGUCAGCUUGCUGACCCUCAGAUUACAACAAAACUGAAUAUUCUGCCGAGAGGUGCUGUAUGUAGCAUUAGAACCCCAACUGUUGAGGAACUGAAAACCUACACCAUGCUGCUUGGAGAUCUAAGCCAAGAAGCAAAUGUUGUGCAGACACAGGAAAAUGGGGCCGGGGAAGCGUCCUUAAAUUUGGACAGAAAGCUCUUUGAGCUGCUUUUGGCGAUCAGUCAGUGUUUGAACAACAUGGAAGAGAUGUUAAACACCUGCGUGCUCUCCAGUGAAGAGGCUGCUGUGCAGCAGGGACUGUGUGAGACUCUCUCUCUAGAGCUGCAAAAACUUCACACAGAUAUCAGAGAUAAAAAGGAUGAUCUUUUAAAGUCUAUUACUUGUGCCGAUGGAAGUACUGAUGUAUUCUUCGAGUGCUUUAACAACUUGCAAGCCCGGCUGGAACUAACUCAAACUGCUGCUGCUUCUAGAAGCAAAUCAAUGAAAGCUGGGCUGGAUCACAGUAGUAAUUAUCAGAAUGAAGUCAGGAUGUUGUAUGAUCAGUUAAUUGAGAAAAAAUCUACUCUGCAACAAACCUUGAAUGCAAUACGUGGGCAUAAUGUUGCUGAACAGCUUCAGAAAACUGAUUCAUAUACGUUGGAGCUACACAACUUUGAGACCCAAAUAGCAAAACUGAGAGAUCAUGGGGAGAGAUUUCAAUUACCUGUUGCUCUGAUCCAUGAAGUGUAUAAAUUAGAGGAUGUUCUGAAUGACACCUGGGGGGUUCUGAGAGCCAAGUAUAUGGAACUAAACUCUCCUUUCAUCAGCGAGAGCCAAUACGAAGGCUUGAUUCGUGGGUUGGCAGAAUUGGUAGACAUUGGACGAGAGAAGCUUGCUCAGGACUCAAAGCAGCUAGCCAAAAGUAGAGCUACUUUACAGUCUCACCUGGAAAAUCACAAGGGCUUUUUUCACAAGCUCAUUGCUCAUAUGCUUGUCGUGCAAUCGUAUUCCAAGAAGGUGGCUCCUGCUACAUUACAAAAAAAAGAGAAAUUCUGGACUGAGCUGGUGGAAGACGUCAGGUCGCUGGAACAAAAGGCUUCCCAAUAUGGCAUACACUUGGAGAGUUUAUUAAAGGAAUGGUCAGAAUUUGAUGAGGACUAUGUACCUUUCAACAAAGAAUUAGAGGCGCUUGCUUCUGCAGUGCCUUCUGUGAAUUUGGUAGACGAGACAGAAGAAAGAUUAAUGGAGAGGAUUACACUUCUCCAGCAAACCAAAAGAAACAUUGAUGAAAAACAUGCCAGACUUUGCCAGAUGGUGAAGGAAGGGAAGAAAUUGAUGACUGUUGUGAGCUGUCCUGAAUUAGUAAACCAAAUUGGGAAACUAGAAGAACUGUGGUUGUCCUUAACCAAAAAAGUUGGCCAUGAGCUGCACAGACUUCAAACAUUACUCAAACUCUUGGUCAGCUACAACAGAGACUCAGACACGUUAAUUGAAUGGUUGCAGUCUGCUCAGAAGAGAAUGAAUUUUUGGAAGGAGCAGUCUCUCAAUGUGUCACAAGACCUACAUACUGUCAGAAACAAUAUAGACAGCUUGUUUGCAUUUUCUAAGGAAGUAGAUGAAAAAUCAUCCUUGAAGUCAUCUGUCAUAAGCACUGGCAACCAGCUUCUUCAUGUGAAACAAAUGGAUGCUGCAGUGCUUAGAUCAUCCUUGGCACAGUUUGAACAAAAAUGGGCAGAACUGAUCACUCAGUUCCCAACCAUCCAAGAAAAACUUCACCAGCUUCAGAUGGAAAAGCUUCCAUCUCGUGAGGCCAUCACAGAAAUAAUGACAUGGCUGACCCAUGUGGAACAACAAAGAGAAGAUGAUGAGGCUACUGUAAAUUUGCAAAGUAACGCAUCCCAAGUCAAAAACCUUCUUCAGAAAUAUAAGGAAUACAUGAUGGAGAUGAACUUUAAACAGUGGAUGGUUGAUUUUGUUAACCAGUCGCUGUUGCAGAUCAGCACUUGCGAUGUAGAAAGCAAGCGCUAUGAAAGGACAGAAUUUGCAGAGCAUCUUGGUGAGAUGAACCUGCAGUGGCACAAGCUGCAAGGGUCUCUGAACAGAAAGAUACAAGAAUUGGAACAUAUUUUGGAAAUCGUCACUGAAAAUGAAAACAAAGCACAAACUCUGAGCAGCUGGCUGGAAGCACAAGGCGAGAGGCUGAAAUCUUUGGAAAAGCCAGCGAGUCUAAUCUCAGUACAGAACACUUUGGAAGACUGUAAGGAGCUAGAAAAUCAUCUUGCAAUUAAGUCCAAAGCUCUGGAUCAGCUAAAACAGAAUUAUAUGGCUUUGGAAGAUGGUGCAAAACAAACCUCAGAAGAUAUGGCUGUCAGAAUGGAUAAGCUACAUGAAAUGAGGAACAGUGUUGUCAGUCAGGUAGCACAGUUAAAAACCUCAAUGCAGUCAAUAUUACAGCAAUGGAUAAUUUAUGACGAAGCCUAUGAAGAAGUUAACCUGAUGAUAAUAAGCUCUUUGUACUGCCUAGAACAAUGCAAACCUUCUGUAAUAUCGCUGGAAGCUUUGAAAGGCCAGGUGAAGACUCUGCAGUCUCUUCAAGACAAAGCAGAGAAGAGUGAAGAAAGCUGGGCCAAGCUCCAGGCUUCUGCUGCUAACCUCAAGAAAUAUUGUUGUUCCUCAUUUGCAGAGAUUAUUGAACAUAAAUGCAAGGAGGCACAUGCAAGAUGGACUCUGGCAAAUGAAGAAGUCACUGAUGAGCUACAGACAGCACAAGCUUUGUUAUUGCUUUGGGAGUCGUAUGAUGGGUUAUACACUGAGGCAGCAUUGAGGUUAGAACAACAUGAAGAGCAGUGUCAUCAGCUCUUGGGAGCUCACUUACCUGAAGACAACAUGGAGGAAGUCCUGAAGCAGAAGAUACAGGAUGUGAAGAUACUGCAACAAGGCCUUCAAACCGUAAAGGGAAGCUUUCUCCAGGUUUCUGAGUUGACAGACCAGAUAGCACAACAGGUUAAUGCAGCCACACAUGCAGUUCUCGCAGAGAAGGUGCAUCCUCUCCAAAGGAUAGCUUAUUUGGAAAAGAUGUUGCAGAUGAAAUCAGAUGAAUUUGAGUUCAACCUUUUACAACUGGAGGAUUUCAAUAAUUGUCUGGGCACAGUGGAAGCUCGAAUUAAGACACCUAUAGAAGUUUUGGAUAAGCUGUAUCUCCAGGGAAAAGAAGAAGACUCAGAAUUGCUCAUGAGCCACAUGUUGGAGCUCACUGCAGUGUCCCCUGACAUUGAGAAUCUGAAUGAAGUGAGCUUUAGGCUACCACUCAGUGAUUUCACUGUGAAGAAACUACAGAGCAUGAAUCGACAGUGGGCUCAGAAGACAGCAACAGCCCUGGAGCAUUGCAGUGAAUUUGAGGGAAUUCCAUCGGAUGAAAAGAAGUUUCUUCAGAAAUGUGAAAACUGGGUACAAUUUCUAGAAAAGAUGAAAGAGGCUUUAAAAGUGAAUAUUGCUGGCAGAUUUGAAAAGCUUCAGGAACAACAGAGAAUAUAUGAGAUGCUGCAAGCGGAGAUUUCUGUAAAUCAGCAGAUUUUUAAUUCUAUCAUAUCAAAAGCAUUACUUUCGCUGGAAACAGGAGAAGCAGAAAAAAGAACGGAGUUUAUUUCCAAACUCACAUUGCUGAAGGAGCAGUGGCAGAGUGUUGUUCGGAUGGUUCAGCAGAGGAGGAAAGAUAUUGAUGGACUUGUGAAGCAGUGGCAACACUUCAGGGUUUCUCAACAGAAUCUCACAAAUUUUCUUACUUGCACAAAUAACUUCAUAGCGGCUGUGAAGAGCCAGGACAGCUACAGCCUCUACCAUCUUAGGAAUCUAAUUCACGAUUUCAAGAACAAGGACAUACUUCUUCAGAGAUGGCAAACUACAUAUUCCCUCGCUGUCGAUAUUGGGGAGAAGUUAUGUAAAGACUCAGACCCGGAGACCAAUGCUGUAAUACAAGGGGAACUCAGCCAGUUACAGGAGAAUUGGAAUGAUGCCCAGCUUCAAGUGGAGAAGAUCAUGAAACAGCUCCUCAGCACUGUGCAGACGUGGGACAGCUGCAAAAAGCUAAUCAAAGAAAUGGAAAGCAGGCUGCGAGAGCUUAAGGCAAAAGUAAAAGAUCCACUUCCAGAGGAUCAUGAAGAGCUCUACAAAACCAAGGAACAUGUUAAGGAACUGGAGAAGUCACUUGCAGACUGGAAUCAAAACGUGAAAGAACUUGAUAAUAUGAAGGCAGACUUGGCUCAUUAUAUCCUUGCAGAAGAUGUGAUGCUGCUGAAGGAGCAAGUAGAGCAUUUGCACAGACAAUGGGAAGAACUCUGCUUACGAGUGUCUCUGCGUAAGCAGGAGAUAGAGGACAGACUCAAUGCGUGGACUGUGUUCGAUGAAAAGAAUAAGGAGCUAUGUACAUGGCUGGUAGAGAUGGAAAGCAAAGUGUUACAGACUGCAGAUGUUAGCAUUGAAGAUGUGAUAGACAAAUUACAAAAGGACUGUAUGGAAGAAAUAAACCUGUUUGGUGAAAAUAAACUUCAUUUGAAGCAAAUGGGUGAUCAGCUGAUCAAGACUAGCAACAAGAGCAGAGUCACAGAAAUAGAUGACAAACUCAAUAAAAUUAACAAUCGGUGGCAGCAUCUCUUUGAUGUCUUUGGAGGACGGCUGAAGAAACUGGAAGGGACCUUUGCUGUCAUACAGACAUUAGACAAAAAUAUGAGUACCCUUCGCACCUGGUUGGCUCGCAUUGAGGCUGAGCUUUCCAAGCCUGUUGUGUAUGACAUCUGUGAUGAUCAAGAGAUCCAGAAAAGACUUGCUGAGCAGCAGGAUCUGCAACGAGACAUUGAGCAGCACAGUGAAGGGGUAGAAUCUGUGUUUAAUAUCUGUGACAAGUUGCUGAGCGAUUCAGAUGCAUGUGCUAAUGAGACAGAAUGUGACUCCAUCCAGCAGACUACCAGGAGUCUGGACAGACGGUGGAGAAACAUUUGUUCCAUGUCUAUGGAGAGGCGAAUGAAAAUUGAGGAAACCUGGCGCCUGUGGCAGAAGUUUUUGGAUGAUUAUUCUCGCUUUGAAGACUGGUUGAAAUCGGCCGAAAGGACAGCAGCUUAUCCCAACUCUUCCGAAGUUUUAUACACAAAUGCCAAAGAGGAGCUGAAGAAGUUUGAGGCAUUUCAAAGACAAAUUCAUGAGCGACUCACUCAGCUGGAGCUAAUCAAUAAACAAUAUAGGCGGCUUGCCCGCGAGAAUCGUACAGAUUCAGCCAGCAAGCUGAAACAGAUGGUACAUGAAGGCAACCAGCGCUGGGACAAUCUCCAGAAACGGGUUGCUGCCAUUCUAAGAAGACUGAAGUACUUCACCAACCAGAGAGAUGAGUUUGAGGGAACAAGGGAAAGCAUUCUUGUGUGGCUCACAGAAAUGGACCUUCAGCUGACAAAUGUGGAACACUUCUCAGAGAGUAACUUUGAUGACAAAAUGCGGCAAUUAAACGGUUUCCAACAGGAAAUAACCCUAAACACCAAUAAGAUCGAUCAGCUCAUAGUUUUUGGAGAGCAGCUGAUUCAGAAGAGUGAGCCUUUGGAUGCUAUCCUGAUUGAAGAUGAGUUGGAGGAACUGCAUAGAUACUGUCAGGAAGUGUUUGGACGAGUCUCUCGGUUCCACCAAAGAUUGACUUCCAGGCAUCCUGGGACAGAAGAUGAUAAAGAUACAUCUGAAAAUGAGACAGAUGCAGAAGACUCAAGAGAAAUGCAAAAUGCUCCCUGGCAUAAGAAGGCAACAAAUGAGGUGCCUUCUUCCCAGCAGUCCCUUUGCCAUCUUGUGUCCCCUGCACCAGCUCAUGAAAGGUCAGGCUGUGAGACCCCUGUCAGUGUUGACUCCAUCCCACUUGAAUGGGAUCACACAGGUGAUGUAGGGGGCUCUUCCUCUCAUGAGGACGAAGAAGAAGGAACAUACUACAGUGCUCUCUCGGAUGUAGAAAUCACUGAAAAUCCUGAGGCAUAUCUUAAAAUGACCACAAAAACUUUGAAAGCAUCUUCUGGAAAAUCCAUUUCAGAAGCUCUUACAUGGCAUUCCCCGGAGAGCCCAGCCUACAGAAAACAUCAGUACCACCAGGCAGAGAUGGUGAGAAAUGUGCAAUCUGGCAGCCCAGAGACAAGUACCCCAUAUAAGCCAGGCUAUGUUAAACAGCUAGUGUCUGCAAACAGUGGGAGCACGGACUGUGUGAAAGAAGUAUCUGCUAUAUUGAAUGAUGAAGAGCCCCAAAAUGAACAGGGGCUUGUGAGCAUUGCAGCUGCAGAGAAGCAGUCAGGUACAGCUGUUAUUGAGAGAUGGGAGCUCAUUCAAGCUCAGGACCUAAGAAAUAAACUUAGAAUGAAACAGAAUUUGCAGCAGUGGCAACAACUGAACUCUGACCUCAGUGAUAUUACUGCUUGGCUGGAUAAAACUGAAGAAGAGCUGGAAGAAUUACAGAAAGCAAAGCCUGCAACCAAUAUGCAUACAAUGGAACAAAGAGUAAAGAAACUGAAAGACAUGCUUAAAGCUUUUGAUAACUACAAGGCUUUAGUGUUCUCCGUUAAUCAGAGCAGCAAAGACUUCCAGCAAACGGAUAGCACUGAAUCAAAAGAGCUUCAAAACAGACUUCGACAAGUGAAUUUGCGCUGGGAGAAAGUAUGUCAUUCAAUGGACAACUGGAGAAGGGGUUUACAACAAACCCUAAUGCAGUGCCAGGAUUUCCAUGAACUGAGUCAGAAACUACUCUUGGGACUAGCAAGUGCUGAAAGUCUAAGACAUAAUGCACAAUUCACUGAUCCAAAUGCUGACCCCCAUACAAUACUGGAGUGCCAAAAAGAAUUAAUGCAACUGGAGAAAGAGCUGCUGGAAGAACAGCUACAAGUAAAUGCUCUACAGGAAAUCUCCACCUACCUUCUAGUUAAAUCAGAUGCAGAAGAUUAUAUUGAAGCUGAUGAGAAAAUACACGUAAUUGGAAAGAAACUGAAAAGGCUUCUUGAACAGGUUUCACAUGACUUAAAAACUUCACAAGGAAACAUGGACAUCAGUGCAUUUCUGCCAGCAGCAGAUGACUUGGAUUCUGGAAGUUAUCAUCCACUAGUAGCGAAAUCCAGCCCACAUGAAAUGGUUGGUGGUGUAAGGAGAACUUCGGAAGGCAAGAGCAGCAGUGUCAGAAUGGGAGACCAGCCUGAAACCACUCAAGCAACUUCCAGCCCCCAAUCCUUCUUUUAUCGUGUAUUAAGAGCCGCUUUACCUCUGCAGUUCCUCCUCCUUUUGCUUUUGCUUCUGGCCUGCAUGAUCCCAUCCUCAGAGGAAGACUACAGCUGCACACAAGUGAACAACUUUGCCCGCUCUUUCUAUCCCAUGCUGAGAUAUACCAAUGGACCUCCACCAACCUAGAAAGCGUCCCAUGACUCUACAAUAUACCAAAACACGUUUUCUCAUGGGUGCUUAUUUUCAUGCUGCUUCUAUCAAACAGUGCAUUCAUGUACUUAAAUAUAGAAAGUUCCAUAGUGUUUCACAUUUUGACCCUCUCUGCUAUGCUUUCCUGACACUAGCCACUAAUGCACCUGUUUCCUGGGUCCCACAGCAAGAAAUGCACACAGUACUACCACUGAAAUAUAAGUGAGGCAUUAUUUAAAUGGCCUCCUUCCAAUGCAUAGCAGGGAAGGGAACAUAUUAAACCUCACAAGAUCUUUUCAGAAUUUCAGUGAGUAACACAGCAUUGUUCGUACAGAAAAUGAAUUUUCUAUACAUUUUUUAAACUCUAAGCAACAUACUUUGAUGCACUAGAUACAAGCAUUUUAUAAAUACAGUCCUCAUAACUUGGAAGGUCCACAGAACAGGUUGACAGACGAAUAAUGGGACAUUAGUUACAGACACUAUGGUAAUGUAAUAUUAAACACUAAUGGUCUCUGUCAUGGUUUAAUAUGACAAUAGCAAUCUUAAGUGCAUGCACAUAUCAUUGGCAACAGUUUGCAUCUUUGGGUACUGUAGUAAACUGAAACAGAUUUAAAUCUAAUAUUUUUGUUAUAUUGUACUUUUCAUACAACACUUUCAGUGAAAAUUAUACAUAUUUUAUGUGCAAAGUGUUCAGUGCUUAGGACUGCUGUGUUGUAGUUGGAUGUGUCGUUUUUUAUACUAUGUUUUAAAUAAGAAUUGAUAUUGCAUGGAAGUGGUUUUAUAUUGUGCAUAUUUUCUAAAUGAAAAUAAUUAUGAUGUAGAUUAUACACUAUAUGUAUACAUAUGUAAGCUGACUUUUUAAUCAAAGAUUUUUGGUUUAAUAAUCUUCUGAAUAAUGUACAGUAUGCCAAAAGAGAUUUUUAUAAGUUAACUUUAAGACUUUUCACAUUUAAAGUGAAGCUAAAACUUCAGGUGAUGAUAUGAGAAAAAGUUUUAUUAGAAUAACGAUGUUUGGUGGAGGUACAGUUCAAACAUUUUUCUCAUUAAAAUUCUGCUGAUAGUUGCAA
This is a messenger RNA of Caretta caretta (loggerhead turtle), 22321 nucleotides long. Lineage: Eukaryota; Metazoa; Chordata; Testudines; Cheloniidae. The record is from RefSeq and is a predicted model, not a curated record.